CUCUAUGAGAGGUCUCUGUAUGCUUCUUGUAGACCUUUAACCUAAUCACCAUCGCAAACAAUGCGAUUAUACAGUGAAAAUAUUUCAUAUAGUGUCCAAUAGUCUUAACUUUUUAUCAAAACAACACACGAAUAUAACAUUUGCGUGUUAGCUGCCUGCGAGAAUGGCAGCUAUACAUCGAGAAGCGAUACAAAAGCAAAUUCAACAGGACUGGGCUAAUCGCGAAUACAUAGAAGUCAUCACUGGCAGUAUUAAAAAGAUUACAGAUUUCCUUAACUCUUUCGACAUGUCUUGCAGAUCAAGGAUAGCAGUUCUUAAUGAAAAACUGACUACUCUCGAACGUAGAAUCGAGUAUCUUGAGGCAUGCGUCACAAAGGGCGAAACAUUGACAUAAUUCCUUCAUUAACAUGAUACAACCAUGGCUUUCUUUUGUAAUAAAGUUUUAUGUCUCUGUAAUAGAAUUUUAAUAAUAAAAAUAGGUGUUACUAUUAAUAAUUUAUCAACAUGAUUGUCAAUGAGUUAAAAACAGGAAUUUGACUUGUACUUG
Messenger RNA from Harpegnathos saltator (Jerdon's jumping ant), 547 nucleotides. It is a transcript of the gene HSPC300, whose product is annotated as hematopoietic stem/progenitor cell protein 300. Gene Ontology annotation, cellular component: SCAR complex. Gene Ontology annotation, biological process: cell motility; regulation of actin polymerization or depolymerization; actin filament organization. The record is from RefSeq and is a predicted model, not a curated record. NCBI's taxonomy places the organism in Eukaryota, Metazoa, Arthropoda, Insecta, Hymenoptera, Formicidae. The coding region runs from base 164 to 394 and encodes 76 amino acids. The transcript is spliced from 3 exons. Gene Ontology annotation, molecular function: protein-containing complex binding.